CCUCCACCACCUCCACCACUACCUGCUCCUCCUCCUCCUUCUCCUGCACCACUACCUGCUCCUCCUCCUCCUCCUCCUCCUGCACCACUACCUGCUCCUCCUCCUGCACCACUACCUGCUCCUCCACCUCCUCCUCCUCCUGCACCACUACCUGCUCCUCCACCUCCUCCUCCUCCUCCUGCACCACUACCUGCUCCUCCACCUGCUCCUCCACCUCCUCCUCCUCCUCCUGCACCACUACCUGCUCCUCCACCUCCUCCUCCUCCUCCUGCACCACUACCUGCUCCUCCUCCUCCUCCUCCUGCACCACUACCUGCUCCUCCACCUCCUCCUCCACCUCCUCCUGCACCACUACCUGCUCCUCCACCUCCUCCUCCUGCACCACUACCUGCUCCUCCACCUCCUCCUCCUGCACCACUACCUGCUCCUCCACCUGCUCCUCCACCUCCUCCUCCUGCACCACUACCUGCUCCUCCACCUCCUCCUGCACCACUACCUGCUCCUCCACCUGCUCCUCCACCUCCUCCUCCUGCACCACUACCUGCUCCUCCACCUCCUCCUCCUCCUCCUGCACCACUACCUGCUCCUCCACCUGCUCCUCCACCUCCUCCUCCUCCUCCUGCACCACUACCUGCUCCUCCACCUCCUCCUCCUCCUCCUGCACCACGACCUGCUCAUCCACCUGCUCCUCCACCUCCUCCUCCUCAUCCUGCUCCACUACCUGCUCCUCCACCUGCUCCUCCACCUCCUCCUGCACCACUACCUGCUCCUCCACCUCCUCCUGCACCACUACCUGCUCCUCCACCUCCUCCUCCUCCUCCUGCACCACUACCUGCUCCUCCACCUGCUCCUCCACCUCCUCCUCCUGCACCACUACCUGCUCCUCCACCUCCUCCUCCUCCUCCUGCACCACUACCUGCUCCUCCACCUCCUCCUCCUGCACCACUACCUGCUCCUCCACCUGCUCCUCCACCUCCUCCUCCUCCUCCUGCACCACUACCUGCUCCUCCACCUCCUCCUCCACCACCUCCUCCUCCUCCUCCUGCACCACUACCUGCUCCUCCACCUCCUCCUCCUCCUGCACCACCACCUGCUCCUCCACCUCCUCCUCCUCCUCCUGCACCACUACCUGCUCCUCCACCUCCUCCUCCUCCUCCUGCACCACUACCUGCUCCUCCACCUCCUCCUCCUCCUCCUGCACCACUACCUGCUCCUCCACCUCCUCCUCCUCCUGCACCACUACCUGCUCCUCCACCUCCUCCUCCUCCUCCUGCACCACUACCUGCUCCUCCUCCUCCUCCUCCUCCUCCUCCUGCACCACUACCUGCUCCUCCUCCUCCUCCUCCUGCACCACUACCUGCUCCUCCACCUCCUCCUCCUCCUGCACCACUACCUGCUCCUCCACCUCCUCCUCCUCCUCCUGCACCACUACCUGCUCCUCCACCUCCUCCUCCUCCUGCACCACUACCUGCUCCUCCACCUCCUCCUCCUCCUCCUGCACCACUACCUGCUCCUCCACCUCCUUUGAAAGUAGAACACAGGAGUCAUGAGGAGGCUGGAGACGCACACGAGCCAAAGAAUGCACGAAUGGUCAACAGGUGA
Messenger RNA from Procambarus clarkii (red swamp crayfish), 1602 nucleotides. The record is from RefSeq and is a predicted model, not a curated record. Lineage: Eukaryota; Metazoa; Arthropoda; Malacostraca; Decapoda; Cambaridae.